AGGGCGCGUCUCAGUCAUCAUGGCGGAGGGGGGGAUCUGGACGUGGAUUCUCUGAUCUCCAGACUGCUGGAGGUGCGAGGAUGCCGUCCAGGGAAGAUCGUGCAGAUGACGGAGGCGGAGGUGCGGGGUUUGUGCAUUAAAUCUCGCGAGAUCUUCCUCAGUCAGCCCAUCCUGCUGGAGCUGGAGGCUCCGCUCAAGAUCUGCGGUGACAUCCACGGCCAGUACACGGACCUGCUGCGGCUCUUCGAGUACGGAGGCUUCCCUCCCGAGGCCAACUAUCUGUUCCUGGGAGAUUACGUGGAACGAGGGGGAAGCAGUCGCUGGAGACCCAUCUGCCGGCUGCUGGCCUACAAGAUCAAGUACCCCGAGAACUUCUUCCUGCUCCGCGGGAACCACGAGUGCGCCUCCAUCAACCGCAUCUACGGCUUCUACGACGAGUGCAAGCGCAGGUUUAACAUCAAACUGUGGAAGACGUUCACCGACUGCUUCAACUGUCUGCCGAUCGCUGCUAUCGUGGACGAGAAGAUCUUCUGCUGCCACGGAGGACUUUCUCCAGAUCUGCAGUCGAUGGAGCAGAUCAGACGCAUCAUGAGACCCACGGACGUACCUGACACAGGGCUGCUGUGUGAUCUGCUGUGGUCAGAUCCUGAUAAAGAUGUUCAGGGUUGGGGAGAGAACGAUCGCGGCGUGUCCUUCACCUUCGGUGCAGAUGUGGUCAGCAAAUUCCUGAACCGGCACGAUCUGGAUCUCAUCUGCCGCGCGCAUCAGGUGGUUGAGGACGGUUACGAGUUCUUCGCCAAGCGGCAGCUGGUCACGUUGUUCUCGGCACCGAAUUACUGCGGCGAGUUCGACAACGCUGGAGGAAUGAUGAGCGUCGACGAGACCCUGAUGUGCUCCUUCCAGAUCCUGAAGCCGUCGGAGAAGAAGGCGAAGUAUCAGUACGGCGGGAUGAACUCCGGGCGACCCGUGACUCCGCCCAGAACGGCCACGCCCCCUAAGAAACGCUGAAGGGGCGGAGCAACAACUCGUGUGCGAUCUGGCAUGAAGACUGUCUUGAAAAAUACACAUGUAGUUAAAGAAGUCACCAUUUUUCUUUUUUUUCUUUCUUUUAAGGCUCAUUUUAUUUUGCGUUUGGUUUGAUUUGACCUUCUCUGAGUCUCACUGUGUGCUGCUUUCAUCUGACUGUCGUUAACGUCACGUUCCCAGUGUUCGAGCUCGUUCCGGUCACACGGCAGGGCGCUUGAUUUAAGCUUUUCUCGACUGCUCUGCGUCUAACAGGACGAUGUACAUUGACUUGGUGUUUUUGUAGUUAAUCAUUGCACUCUUCAGGCCUGUUUGAGUCAAACAGGUUCAUAAUAUCUGGUUUUUCAGUAAUAAAGUUUAACAAAGCUUUGACGUGCCA
This is a messenger RNA of Cyprinus carpio (common carp), 1402 nucleotides long. RefSeq names its product serine/threonine-protein phosphatase PP1-beta catalytic subunit. Lineage: Eukaryota; Metazoa; Chordata; Actinopteri; Cypriniformes; Cyprinidae. Gene Ontology annotation, biological process: regulation of circadian rhythm; circadian regulation of gene expression. Gene Ontology annotation, cellular component: cytoplasm; nucleus. The record is from RefSeq and is a predicted model, not a curated record. Gene Ontology annotation, molecular function: protein serine/threonine phosphatase activity.